GACAUAAUUACCAUUAAUAAAAUAAUUUGUGUUUAUCUUUCGUCUUCUUUCCUUCUUGCUUCAAAUUGCAGUAACUAAUAACCAAUCCAAUCAGCUUUGUAUAUAAAUUAAUAAAAUCAUCUCCAUCACAAUCAUUUCUGCCGACUCAUCACAUAUUCUCCUCCUUUCGGUACAGUAAAAUGAAUAUUGUGAUUGCUUGACAUAGGAACUAGUGUUGAUCAUACAAGAUUGUUAAUUAAUGGGUGGAGUUUGCUCAAGGAAGCGAGAACAGCAGGUUAAUGAAGAGAGCAUUAAUAGAGGACUUUCUGUGAGAUACUUUAAAAGUGGAAGUUCAAAAUGGCUGGGUUCCUCGAUUUUGCGAGCACCUUCAGAUAUCAAGCUGCGCAAUGGGAAAUGUCCAUCUCUUAUGGAACUCUGUAUUUAUAACAUAUGUGAGGAUAUGGAUCAAUAUAAAACUCUUUCUAUGCUGCCAAGGGAUAUUAAUCAGCAGAUAAUUAAUGAAUUGAUCCGUUCCCAGCGUCUAACUGAGCUUACACUUGAAGCCUUUCGUGAUUGUGAUCUACAGGAUCUUGACUUUGGAGAAUAUCCAGGAUUUGGUGACAGCUGGAUGGAUGUUGUAGCUUCACAAGAGGCUUCUUUACUCUCUUUGGACAUUUCUGGUUCUGAUGUUACUGACUCAGGCUUGAUGAAUCUUAAAGAUUGCAAAAAUCUCCAAGCCUUGAAUCUUAAUUACUGUGACCAGAUUUCAGACCAUGGACUGGAAUGUAUCAGAUAUCACUCCAACUUGACAACCUUGAGCUUUAGAAGGAACAAUUGUUUUACUGCAAAAGGAAUGAGUGCCUUGUCUGGCUUAGUCAACUUAUCAAAGUUGGACUUGGAAAGAUGUCCAGGGAUUCAUGGUGGGCUUGUUUAUCUCAAAGGACUUUCAAAGCUCGAGUCCCUUAACAUUAACUGCUGCAACUGCAUCACAGAUGCUGAUAUGAAACCUCUUGCAGGAAUUACAAGCUUGAAAGAGUUACAAAUUUCCUCGAGUAAGGUUACUGACUAUGGUGUGACCUUCUUGAAAGCCCUGAACAAGCUUACUUUACUGAACAUGGAAGGUUGUCCAGUUACUGCAGCAUGUUUGGAAUCUCUUUCAGCUCUUACCACCCUGUUAUAUUUGAACCUCAGCAGAUGUAAUUUGACUGAUGAUGGUUGUGAAGAGUUUUCACGGCUGCAAACUCUAAAGGUUCUAAACUUAGGAUUCAAUGAGAUAUCAGAUGCUAUUUUGGUACACCUGAAAGGUUUAAAGAAGUUGGAGAGCUUGAACCUUGAUUCCUGUAGAAUUGGUGAUGAAGAGCUAUAUAAUUUGUCAGGGCUUCAGCAUUUGAAAUGUUUGGAGCUGUCUGAUACUGAAGUAGGAAGCAACGGACUCCAUCAUCUCUCUGGUUUGACUAAUCUGGAGAGUUUGAAUCUUUCAUUCACUGUUGUAACUGAUGCUGGUCUGAAAAAACUAUCUGGAUUAUCAUUUCUGAAGUCUCUUAAUUUGGAUGCUCGCCAAAUUACAGAUGCUGGCUUGGCAGCUCUCACAAGUUUGACUGGUCUGACUCAUUUGGAUCUAUUCUGCGCUCGUAUCACAGAUUCAGGAACAAAUUAUUUGCGAAGUUUCAAGAAUUUGCGGUCCUUGGAAGUUUGUGGUGGAGGAUUAACUGACGCUGGUGUGAAGAAUAUCAAAGAUCUCUCGUCUUUGACAAUGUUGAAUCUCUCUCAGAACCACCACCUGACAGAUAGAACCCUGGAACUGAUUUCUGGUUUGACAGAUUUGGUUUCUUUAAAUGUCUCAAGCUCUCGUAUAACUGCUGGAGGGUUGAAUCACCUAAAACCCCUGAAGAAUCUAAGAUCAUUGACCUUGGAAUCCUGCAAGCUGAAUGCAAGUGAUAUAAAGAAGCUUCAGGCCUCAGACCUUCCUAAUCUGGUAAGCUUUCGACCAGAAUAGGAUCCGAGGAAAACAUCUGUGUAUAUAGCCAUUCAGCCAUGAACUUCUGUAUAUUAGAAUAAUAAGUGAUAUGUGGAAUUGUAUAGAUGAUAGACCUAAAAAUUACGUUGAAUUCCUUCUGGAGGAUGGAGACAUUUGUGUGCUGCAUGUGGAGCCUUCCUUUUGUAUUACCUACACUCAAAAGAAAUGUAUAUAUGCUUCUGUGGCCAAGUUUCUGAA
Molecule: messenger RNA, 2194 nt
Organism: Daucus carota subsp. sativus
Lineage: Eukaryota; Viridiplantae; Streptophyta; Magnoliopsida; Apiales; Apiaceae
Exons: 16
Coding region: 239-1975 (578 amino acids)
Molecular function (GO): protein binding
Source: RefSeq, a predicted model, not a curated record